ACGUCUCUCUCUCACACUCAACACACACAGAUACAGUCCUCUUCCUCCACCACCACCUCUGUACUCUGCACAUCCAUCGUCUCUAAGAUAUUACUUCGAUCAGAAUCUGUAAUAUUUUUCAUUUGAACUGUCAUUUGCCCCCACAUUCCCCUCCAAUUUUAGCCACACGCCUUCCACCAUAACACGACUGUUUUGUCUUUCUUUCCCUCUGUUUCUUUCUGUCGUCUAUCUACGAACCGAAUUUGUAGGUACAUCAGGUACAUGUCACAGUUAUUUCACCAAUAUCAUUCUCCAUUUUUUGUGAGUUGAAAAUUGUACCUUCUCUUUGUAUAGCAGAGCUCUAAAUAUAGGAAGAAAGGCAGACCAUACGUCAUCGGCAAGUCUUCAAAAACCCAAUAAAACAACGCCCUCCUCCUCUGAUUCGUCUUCUUGUUUAUUUUCAACCCAAAAACUUCGGACCCUCUUCCAAAUUCCGUCGAGGCAGAAGCCGAAAGAGAGAUUCACAGAGAGGGAGAGAGAGGAAUUUGGGUAGACGACGAUGAUUCAUGAAUGCUUGGACUGGGUUGAAUUUGGAAUGCGUUCCCUGUUCUUCAAUUUCUCCGGCCACUUUCUGCAAAUGAAUAAUUCCUUCCCCUUCACAAUGUUUUGCUGAUCAGUAAGGCAUUCAAUUCAAUUCCCAUUUACAUACCAACAAUGGCGUCUUCUCAGGUGGAAAUCGCCUCCUCCUCGCCCUUCGGUUCCGUUCUGAGGGAUCGAAACCGGGGGGACCAACGGAGCCUCAAACAAACCACCGUCCAAACGGCGUUCCAGAAGAGCCUCAAAGCUUUGGUACGAACGCACCUCCAGUACAGGCCCUGCAUUUCAUCGUUAUCGCCGCCCAAACACAGCCAGAAGCAUAGACAGGUCGAGAAUUUCCCGCCUCAAUCCGAUGACUCGGAGGAAACUCCGAAUCUCGGCAGCGUUUCUUCCCUUGUCCAGAGAUGGAAGCAGUUCACGGCGACCGCAAACAAAACCUGCCCAAAUUCCUCCUCCACCCCUGUUCCCACCGCGACCGCAGACAAAACAUGCCCAAAUUCCUCCUCCUCCCCUGUUCCCACACCGACCGCACCUGUCCCCAUCUCCACGGCGAAUUCUGUUUUGGCGCCGGCCGGCGAUAAUCCUAACGAAACGGAAAGGCCAAGAGUAGCGGAUGUCAUUCGAAAGCAGUUCACUGACUCUCGUCAGAAUCAAUCCACAGCCAAAACCUGCCCAAAUUCCUCCUCCUCCCCUGUUUCCACGUCCAGCGCCCCUGUCCCCAUUGCGACGACGAAUUUUGUUUUGGCGCCGGCUGGGGAUAAUCCUAAAGAGACCGAAAGGCCAAGAGUCGCGGAUGUCAUUCGGAGGCUGACAUCAGAGAAUCAGAUCCAAAGUACUGAUCAUGAACAAACUCCUGUUCUCAAUGAUUUCCCCCAAUUCUCAGUUAGCCCUCCUCGGAUCAGAGGCCGCCAAGCGUAUACCAGUUUGCUCAUGCAAUUCGAGCGCGAUAGGAACCGAGAGCUUGACACCUUGUUGGAGCGCCAAGCAGUGUCGAAAUUCUCACACAAAGGCCGCAUUCAGGCAAUGCUGCGCCUCAGAUUCCUGCUCGGAGCGGCGGCCGGAUAUCAGCAACAUUCGCGAUUGAUGCCGGUUGGAGUCCAAAGGCAUUCGCGUUCUGAAGCAGGAGCAGCUCUGGAUUCGCAUUCGCCUGCAAUUAGGGAUCAAAAACAUUCACAUAAUGAAGCGGCAGCUGUUUCGGAUCAACAUAAUUUAGGUCACGAAGCGGCAGUUGAGGCCGCGCAGAAUUCAUCUUCAACAGCAGGUAAGCUCUGGCAAUGUAGCCAGAAUGAAGCUGCAGCAAGAGAUCAACAGCAUUCUCAUUCCAUGCCGGCUGAAUCAAGCCAACCCACACAGGGCUGCUCUGCAGUAUUGCUUCUAAGGGAGAAGUUCGACGUAGGGAAGGAGAAUGAUGCAGUUAACUCAAGAACCUCGCAAGGAGUUGUGGAAGACAAAGCUUCAGUUGUCAAAAGUUCUUAUACCUCCAACCGAAUUGGAGAGGAGACUUGCCUUCGAGAAGUCAGCACCACCAAGCAGCAAAAUACAUUGCCGAUUCCAAAUUCGUUAUCAGAUACAAAUGGAGAUGUCCACGAUGAAAUUAGUCCUACUUCACCAAAAGCACAGCAAGAAACCCCCGAUAGUCUCAGCAAUUACGAAUCUGCAUACAGAUGUACAUCCUCAAAUGGUGGUGAAGAGAAUAAGAAUGUGGAAUCAUCAAAUGGCAGCAAAGAGAUUGAGAAAAAUGUGGAAUCCUCAAAUGGCAGCGAAGAGAAUGAGAUUGUGGAAGAACAAGAGGCCAACAAAACAUCAUUUCAGGAAUCUGAAAAUGAGUUUUUUCAUCCCCGGAGUUAUUGGGAAGAACUAGAGGAUAAUAAGCUGUUGCAGCUAAUGGAAGCCGAUCAGGAGUGGGCAAAUGAGGGCGAGCUGGAUGAACAAGAGGCCGAUAGCCAUCCUGUCCUAGGAACAAAUCAUGAUUGGAUGAGUGACGUUUCUCGGCCAAGGAGUGACUGGGAAACUCUCAGGCAAGUUAGGUACCAGGAAAUGCUUGACCCUUUCAUGGAUAAAAAAGAGAUACAGCAACUCCUUGAAUGGAGAAGUGUGUCGACAUUUCUUUGUAGUAGUUUAAGGGAGACAAUGGACCAAUUGAUGAUAUCUCGCGCACAAAGACUACCAACCACCCACAAUCAGCACGAAGAGGAGGAAGAACAGGAUUGUACGCACAAUAGGCUAGAACAACUCAUGAUGUCUCAUGUACAGAGGCAAACACAUAAAAUGAGCCAUCGCCAAGAAGAAGAAGAACCUCAAGAACAGAUUGAAGAAGAGGAGGAGGAGGAAGAAGCAACUGAGAGCGUAGUUGAGUACCAAUAUGGUGAAGUAGAUGAUAAUGAAGUCAGCAAUGAUUCUGAUCAAGAAGGAUCGUCAUUGUCGCACCAACCUCCACCUCCAUCAUCUCAGUCGCCCAUUGGAGGGACUCAAUCCUGCAAUUCAUCUACUAAACAUGCUAGAAUUGAAAUGGAACUUGUAUAUGAUUUGAGAGCUCACAUAGAGCUACUUCAUCAAGAGAUCUCGGAGCUACGAAAAACAUUGAUGAACAACUGCUUGAACAUCCAGGAGAAAUUGCAAAACUCUGUUAAGCAGGAAGUUGCGGCUGCAGUGAAACGCUCAGCACAUGGUGGGAGGAAAAAACCAUUCAUGAACGGGGCUUCAAGGAAGAGCAGAUGCCGCUUUUGCCGUGAAAUGCAAGUUGAUUCUAUUCUUUACAGAUGCGGGCAUAUGUGCGCGUGUUUCGGUUGUGCCCGGGACCUGCAAUGGAGUACUGGGAAAUGUCCAAUAUGUCAAGCUCCAAUACUCGAUGUUGUUCGCGUGCAUGCUGGCUCGUAGAGAAUGGGAGAACGAGUUCUUGCCCAGAGGACCUUCUCUAAUCUAAUCUUCUGAUUAACAGAGAGAGAACUCGGAGGCCAAAUUUUUACUUCUUCCUGAUUUUGUUGUGUUGAUUUGUAUUAAACUCUUUAACCCAUCGUGUUAACAAACUGCAAAGACCUACAGAUUAUCCAUUUCUUCCUUUUACACAUGCACUGUGUCUGUGUUUCUAUGCUGUAACAAUAUUCUUCCACAGUUCAUACUGAUUUAAUUCAAAUCAAAUGACACCGGCA
Molecule: messenger RNA, 3725 nt
Organism: Diospyros lotus (date-plum)
Lineage: Eukaryota; Viridiplantae; Streptophyta; Magnoliopsida; Ericales; Ebenaceae
Exons: 7
Coding region: 694-3453 (919 amino acids)
Source: RefSeq, a predicted model, not a curated record